AUCAGAAGUUUAACAAAUCUGGGACUACUCUGUGUUAUCCCAAGUCUCCCCACCCUGGUUACAGUAAACCGUCAUUUUUGUUUCUACUGAAAGACUCAACCGAGCAACAAGACUGAUUUGGCUGACGGGAAGCCCCCCGCUACCCCUCCCGUCCCAGAAUGCCAUUGGUGACGAGGAACAUCGAGCCUCGCUAUGUGUGCCGCCAGACGAUCCCCAACACCAUCCGCAGCGAGCUGGAGUGUGUCACCAACAUUAGCCUUGCCAACAUCAUACGCCAGCUAGGCAGCCUCAGUAAGUAUGCAGAGGAUGUGUUUGGAGAGCUGUUUGUGCAGGCGGGGGUGUUUGCUGUCCGGGUGAACACACUGGGAGAGAGAGUGGACCGUCUACAGGUCAAAGUCACCCAGCUCGACCCUAAAGAGGAGGAGGUCUCUCUGCAGGCCAUCACCCAGAAGAAAGCGUUUCAUAGUAAUCUGACUCAGGACCAGCAGUUGUUCUGUAGACCCUCUCUACCACUGCCUGUACAGGAGACCUAUCUGACCUGCAACCCACCUCCACCACUCAACAACCUCAGCCAGUACAGGGAUGAUGGUAAGGAUGCUUUGAAGUUCUACACAGAUCCCUCCUACUUCUUUGAUCUGUGGAAGGAGAAGAUGCUGCAGGACACGAAGGACAUCAUGAAGGAGAGACGCAAACACAGGAAGGAGAAGAAGGACAAUCAGAAUAUGCGGACUCUGAAUCCCAGGAAGAUCAAAACCAGGAAGGAUGAGUGGGAACGGCUAAAGAUGGGAGAGGAGUUUGUGGUGCCCAAGAAUGACAUGGGAGAAUCUCUUGAGGGUCUGAAUGGCAGUAUUGGUUCAGGAGAAGGCUGUUACUCCCCUGAUGGUUUGGACCAGAGUACUGGGUCGUACGCCUUCGAUCCUGGCUCCCCCCUCCCUCCCCCCGCCCCGGACGACUUCCUGCCCCCUCCACCCUCAGACAUGGCGUAUCAUGACGGACAGUAUGGAGCAUCAAGCCAAAAGCGCACCAGCGUUCUUAGCCCCACACACCCCCCUCCAGCCCCUCCCAUGCCCUCUACUGCUCCCAUUGGCACACGGCCCAACCUGGCCCCUCCUCCUGCCCCACCUCCUCCUCCCCCCUCCCCUGGCUUCGGAAUCCCUCCCCCUCCCCCCUCUGGAUUUGACUCUUCCCCUCCCACUCCCCCCUCUUCCUCCGCCUAUCCCUCCCCCCCUGCCCCACCUCCUCCUUCCUAUCAAGCCUCCAUCUCUCCGCCUCCUCCCCCCUCUCUCCCCCAGGGUGGUGGCGCACCUCCUCCUCCUCCUCCCCCUCCUCCCCCAGGCCCCCCUCCUCCCACUUCUGGCCCUCCUCCCCCCUCCUUCUCCAUUGGGGCUCCUCCUCCUCUUAAAUCCACCCAAGCUCAGCCAGAAGCCCCCGCUGACGCUCACAGUGACCUCCUGUCGGCUAUCCGGCAAGGUUUUAACCUACGUAAGGUGGAGGAACAGAAAGAGCAGGAGAAAAAGGAUAACUACGGCAACGAUGUGGCGGCCAUCUUGUCUCGCCGUAUUGCUGUGGAGUGCAGCGACAGCGAGGACGACUCCUCAGAGUUGGGAGAUGACGAUUGGUCCGAAUGAGACCUUCAUCACCUCCACCCUCAUGGUCUUCCUCGGUCCUCGUCAGAGAGAAUGCAUCAUAUCCUUAUCCCAUUACUUCUUUAUAAUCUAUGAUCUAAGGAGUAGAGGUCCAAAGAUAAGUGUGUGUCUGUGUGCGUGUGUUACUGCUACACUCUUCCUCAGUAUUCCCCACUCCUGUCUAAGCCAAUCACAUUCCCUGUAUGUUGUAUGUAGAACUGAACUGAGAAGCCAAUGAUUUAAUUAUGAGAACAGUCCAAAUAUCAAAAAGCCAAUUAUUAAUAUAAGGGGCACAGGGCCAAAGGUAAUGAUAAUUAUACCCUCAUAGGCUACACACAGAUAUCAACAAACAUACAGUAUACCGUACAGAUAUUGAUUCUUACAUGCAUACACAGACAGUACAAUUAUGGUAUGAUUGAUGAACUGUAUUAAUAUUUUACUUUAAGAUAAUUAUAAGAUGUGUUAAAUAAUACCAAGAGCACAAAGAAAGGUUUUUAUUGCUGUUUUCUCCUUUUUCUUUUUUUACCUGUCUUUUUCUCUCUGUGGUUGGCAUGGGAAUGGUUACCUGGGCGACAGAGGGUCUCAUUCACAGAUGGGGGGGGGGGGGGGGGGGGGGGGUUCUGAAUCUUAUCUAAAAUGUCUGUAAUGUUCCGAGUCAGCCCUAGAUGAAAACUGAACCUAUGCUGCCCCCUAUCAGUCAAAACAUUAUCUGACCUAUCAGCGAUCCCUCUCUUGCCCUAGUCCCGCCCCUCCAUAAGUGCCUUUGCUUUUCAUGUUUAUGUGCGAGGAGGAGAAAGUUAACCUUAGACACUGAUCUAAGGUCUGUUUCUUUCCCAUCAUAACCAUAGGAUUGGAUGAAAGGUACCUGAUCCUAGAUCUGUGCCUAAGAGACAACUUGAUCCUCUUCUGUUUAAGUGCCUUCUGUUUGUUUUGAAGCCAAAGUGUAAUGCCACAAUCAGACCUGAGCAUGUUAAUGUCCAACCACCUGUUUCUGCUUGUCCUGUCUUUCUCAACUUUAUCAGUGACGAUUAUUAUAAUAAUAAAGAUACAAUGAACUAUA
Messenger RNA from Oncorhynchus kisutch (coho salmon), 2685 nucleotides. RefSeq names its product WASP family member 2 (gene wasf2). Gene Ontology annotation, biological process: positive regulation of Arp2/3 complex-mediated actin nucleation; actin cytoskeleton organization. The transcript is spliced from 9 exons. Gene Ontology annotation, molecular function: Arp2/3 complex binding; protein kinase A regulatory subunit binding; actin binding. Gene Ontology annotation, cellular component: SCAR complex; cytoskeleton. NCBI's taxonomy places the organism in Eukaryota, Metazoa, Chordata, Actinopteri, Salmoniformes, Salmonidae. Bases 159 to 1628 code for a protein of 489 amino acids. The record is from RefSeq and is a predicted model, not a curated record.